CCCUCAAGGAAUUCCCUUCAUUUAUCAUUUCCUUUUGUUCAACUUUCCGUUUUGUUUUUGUUUUUGUGUCAAAGCAAUAAGCUUUAGAAUGAUACUAUCAUCUGUAUGAGUAGAUUGUUGCCAUCAUCUUCUGAGAGUGCCACUUGAAAUAGUGAAUUAGUGAUAGUUCAUCAUCGAGAACUUCAACGAUCCGUAUGUCACGAGGAAGACUUCCUAUAAUGGAUUUAAAACAAGCUUAUGAUGUUGAACUUAUGAGUUCUACUUCUAAAAUUCAGCAUGAACUGUGGCCAUUAGAUGAAAUUGAUUCAAGGAAUGCAAAGUUCCCUUGCUGUCUAGUUUGGACUCCUCUCCCUGUUGUCUCAUGGUUGGCACCCUUCAUUGGACAUCUUGGCAUUUGCAGGGAGGAUGGAGCUAUUCUCGACUUUUCAGGAUCGAAUUUUGUGAAUGUUGAUGAAUUCUCUUUCGGUGUCACAGCUCGAUAUGUUCAACUUGAUAGAGAAAAGUGUUGCUUUCCUCUGAACAUGUCCGGGCACACAUGCAAGCAAGGUUACCAGCAUUCCGAGUACGGGACAGCGAUCACAUGGGACGAUGCGUUGCGGUCGAGUGUGCGCUACUUUGAGCACAAGAGCUACAACCUCUUCACAUGCAACUCUCACUCAUUCGUCGCCAAUUGUCUCAACCGACUCUGCUACAACGGCUCAAUGGAUUGGAACAUGCUAACCGUGGCUUCCCUAAUACUAUUCAAGGGUCAUUGGGUUGACAACAUGUCGAUAAUAAGAUCUUUCCUCCCUUCCAUGGUGGUGCUCUGCCUCGGUUUAGUAUUGGUUGGCUGGCCAUUCUUGGUUGGACUGUUCUCAUUCUCUCUGCUCCUUAUGGGGUGGUUUGUGUUGGCAACUUUCUGUCUCAAAACCAUUUUGGAAUGCUAGAGCCUAGAGCUAUUGUUCAAAGUUGAAGGUUACUUGAUACAAUAAUUUUUUUUUUUUUUUGAAAAAUGUUAACUUUGCAGACUAAUCUGAUCCAUAAGGUGAAAGCUAAAGAUCACAGGAGAGGGGAAGUUUGUUAGAUUUGUCACAUGAAAUCCUCGAAUCUGCAGUAUAUUUUGCCUUUAAAACAGUGGACCACAACAACUCCCCACCCCCAGCAUGUUCCUAUCAUUUAACUGGUAAUC
This is a messenger RNA of Hibiscus syriacus, 1168 nucleotides long. Its product is annotated as protein REVERSION-TO-ETHYLENE SENSITIVITY1-like. Lineage: Eukaryota; Viridiplantae; Streptophyta; Magnoliopsida; Malvales; Malvaceae. The record is from RefSeq and is a predicted model, not a curated record. The transcript is spliced from 4 exons. Gene Ontology annotation, biological process: regulation of ethylene-activated signaling pathway; response to ethylene. Gene Ontology annotation, cellular component: Golgi apparatus; endoplasmic reticulum. The coding region runs from base 195 to 926 and encodes 243 amino acids.